Molecule: messenger RNA, 1096 nt
Organism: Culex quinquefasciatus (southern house mosquito)
Lineage: Eukaryota; Metazoa; Arthropoda; Insecta; Diptera; Culicidae
Product: transmembrane protein 231
Exons: 3
Coding region: 42-1082 (346 amino acids)
Biological process (GO): cilium assembly; regulation of protein localization
Cellular component (GO): ciliary transition zone; ciliary membrane
Source: RefSeq, a predicted model, not a curated record
UGAGUAGUGAAACUAUCCCAACACGUGCUAGCUCUGUUCCCAUGGUAACCAUUGUUGACCAAACAAACCAUUCCCAACCAAAGUCCAAAACCAUGAAGCAUCUCUUCAAUCUACACCGGAAAGCGGUCCGAAUAGACUACCGGAACCAGCUAUGUUCACUCGCCACUUUUGCCACCGGAUGUGUCGUCCUCCUCUCUCUAAUCAUCCCGUACUACGUCGUUCAGUUCAUCAACCCGGGAGACGUCUGGGACCGGUAUCGACUGGCUUACGAGCAGCCUCGGGUGCACUUUGACUAUCGUUACCUGUUCCUGACGGAAGUGGCCCUUCCUGAGGCACAAAGCGAAAUCAUUACCUGCAGCUCGUUCGAACCGUACAACGAACUGACCGAACAAAGGCAAGAAUGUGGAGUGAUAAAGGUCACGUCCGACGAUAGCAAUGUUGAUGGGAAGGUGGACGCGUUGGCGGUCUCGGUUAGCUUCAAUCUGCCACAAGAAGCAACGGGACUGAAGUUUUACACGUUUUAUUUUUUUCUGGAUGCGGUUGUCAAGAGUCGUUGUCUCUUCAAAAUUCCAACGAUCAUCUCCUUGGACAAGGUACCUCCCCCAGUUCAUCCCUUCCCCUCCGGCACCAUCACUCACAGCGGCCACCUAACCUCCAGCCAGACCGUUGCCCUCCAGUGUCCGUUCUUCAUGCGCAACAUCAAGUCUCACUUCAACCACAAUUACCUUCCAGGGGAGAAUUACACCUCACUGCACCAGUUCCUCCCACCGUCCAUCCUGGACGAGAUUGAAUCUUCCAACGCGGCAUAUUUCAAAUUUGACCCGCACAGAUCCCACUGGACACGGGAUGGCGCCGGGGAGGUUACGAUCCGGGUUGAGCUUACGAUUGGAGGGGAAGACAGUCGCAGGACAGCGCUUCUCUAUAAUACGUCGAUCUGGCAGAAGGUGGCGCAGUUUUGGAUGCAGUACUUUUCGGUGCUCGUUGUUUCGCUGUGGUUAGCCGAUAAGGUUAAGGACUGGCUGUUUGAGCGGUUUGUGAUACGAGCGAUGGAGGUUGUUCCGUGGAAGGAGAAAUAUAACUAAACUUUUGAGGGAAA